Messenger RNA from Aspergillus steynii IBT 23096, 426 nucleotides. RefSeq names its product Rpo12/RPC10 RNA polymerase subunit family protein. The coding region runs from base 112 to 336 and encodes 74 amino acids. Gene Ontology annotation, biological process: DNA-templated transcription. The record is from RefSeq and is a predicted model, not a curated record. The transcript has 2 exons. Lineage: Eukaryota; Fungi; Ascomycota; Eurotiomycetes; Eurotiales; Aspergillaceae. Gene Ontology annotation, cellular component: RNA polymerase I complex; RNA polymerase II, core complex; RNA polymerase III complex. Gene Ontology annotation, molecular function: DNA binding; zinc ion binding; DNA-directed RNA polymerase activity.
UUCCCGGCUUAUCCACCGCUUACGUCCAGCUACAUUUCGUGCCCUCGCGAAUACGAACCGACCCCUCACCAACAGCGACGAGACAAAACCUUCGCCAAAAAACCCGUCAUCAUGUCCCGUGAAGCCUACCAGGUCCCGGCUCAGCUGAACCAGAAUGCCUUCAGCACCGAUAUGGGCGCCAGCUCCGGCGACGGCCCCACGGUCUACUACCGCUGCGGCGAAUGCACCGAUCGCGUGUCGCUGAAGCGGGGCGAUCAGAUCCGUUGCAAGUCCUGCGGUUACCGUGUGCUCUACAAGGAGAGAACGAAGCGUAUGGUCCAGUUUGAAGCCCGAUGAGCUCGGAUUUGAUUUAGUCGCUCGAAAGGGAGAGAGGUGUGGAUGUCUCAAUACGUGGAUGGAGAGAGGGAUGGCUUUGAACUGCCUUUU